GAAGUUCUUCUGAAAAAUAGACGCAUAAAAAAAAGCCUGAUGUAGGCUCCAGCGCGAGCCGUUGCCUCAAAUCGUGGGACGGCCUGCGUGCUCGCGAGGACAAAAAUCGGGCCGGGAAUGCCAUAGUGUGGGUUCUGCCUGCUCUCCAUAGUGGGAUGCGAGGGUUGUUUUUGAUAGUGGGUGGCUUGGUCUCGAAGAAGCGCAUUGCUGCUGGCUCCGCUGGACGUUAGUACUCGUACCCUACCUGUUACCGUUCCCCUCCGGAGGCUUUCGACGAAUCUUGUAGCACCACUUCGCACUCCAACUCCGCCUCCCACAAUGGCAUCGCUCCACAGCCCGCCGCACACGCACUAUCGUUCCCCGUCUCCCAAGGGUAGCGCCUAUCGGUCCACCCCCGACUCGCGUUCCUCCGUCCUGAGCCGCGCCAGAGAAUACACCAAGCGGGUCGAAGACGACGCCCGCAGGCGCUCCCUCUCUCUGGACCGAACGAGGGCCCAGCCCUACGCAUCCCCGCACUCGAAUUCGCAUUCCAAUUCGCACUCGCAGUCCCGUUCCCCGGGCAGGACCUAUCCGUACGGCCACAAGCGACAGCCCUCGCCGGGACCGACCUAUUCCAGCAGCAGCCCCCGCGGGAGAGAGGCGAACACCCGCCAGGGCACGAACAGCAGCAGCGGAGGCAGCCCGGGCUAUUAUUCCGGCCACCACCACGGCAGCAGCAACAACAACAGCAACAACUACAACCAAAGCGCUUCCACGCCGAGCAGCGCCGCGCGUUCGUACCGGAGCAACUCGGUGGGUCGGAUUUCAACCGGAUCGGGAAAAAGCGGACCGUCGUAUCGCCAGAGCCUCUCCAUAAGAGAACGGGCCAUGGCCAGCGUCGAAAAGGAAUCCAACAGCAACCUCAACACGUCGUAUCGCAGCACCGGCAGCAACAGCAUCAGCCCGACCAAGAUGCAGCAGCAACAGCCGCAGUCGAAGUCGCAGCAACAACAAUACUCGUCGCCGUCCCCGCAGCAGAGCGAGGGAAACCGCAGCCGGCGAAAGAGUCCCGCCCACUCGGUCCGGUCUCGUGCCCGGUCGCUCUCGAGGGGCCGCCGAUCCAGCACGGGCGAGGACAAGCCGGCACCGGCGGUCCAGCCGCCGCCACAGGAAGAGGGCCAGGCCGCCCAGGGCGAGGCCGUGGUCAGCCCGGAGCUCCUGGUGGACGCCCUGUCGGGCCACGAGGACGGGUUGCUGGCGAUUGCCGAGCGACUCAUKGAACACUAUGACUCUGGAUACGAUGCUAUGGGCGAAGCCAUCAUCGAUGCCUUUGCGGACGUCCAGAAACUCUUCCAGCACGUCGUCGAGGCGGCGCACAUGGAAGGAGCGGCCUUUGAGAGCUCGCGGCGCGAGGAAGAGAUACGGGAGCUCAAGCGCCGGGUGGCCAGUGGAGACGUCGACCACGGAAUGGCCGACGACAACGACGGUGCCAACGACCUGGCCUCGCCCUCGUCGAGCGGACCGGUAAGGCACGACGAGUUCAUCGACCAGGACGUCAAGGACUGCCUCAACGAGGCCAUCCGAAACGGGGUAACCUUCAAGGAAGAACAGAAGCACGCCCAGUGUUUCGAGCUCUACGAGCGGGCCUGCCAGGCCGCCUCGGCCCUGCUUCCCGUCGAUUCGGACCACCGCGGGCGCCUCCAGCUCUCCAUUGCGCGGGCCGAGUCCAUGACCCCCGACCGCGGCUGCGCGAUCCUGCGGUACGCCAUGGACGACGUCCUCCGAUCCGGCCUGCGGGCCGGGAAGAUUCCGAAGAACUACCCGCUCUCGGACCCCUCCAAGCGCGCCGACGUGGUGCUCUCGAAGCCCUCGAUGGGGAACACGCAGCAGUCCUCGGAGGAGCAGCUCAACUCGCUGGUGGAGGAGAUGAAGGACGUGAUCAACGCCCCCGUCUACGAGAACACGCCCCUCCAGGACGUGGCCAGGCGCUUCUGGGAGGCCCUCCAGGAAAACCAGAAGAUCCGGUCCAAGAACGAGGACCGGCUGGAACACAACCUCGGCAAGCUCAAGGGAGACUACCUGCUGGCGCGAGCGGUGCGUGUUGUUGUUUUGUUAUGGUUUUGGUUUGGUUUGGUUUGGUUUGGUUUGUUUGAGAGUUGUGGUUGCUGCUGCUGCUGUUGUUGUUGUUGUUGUGGAUUUGCCUUUGGUAUCCACUUUUUACUCACACCCAAUUCGAACCGUUGUCUUCUUCAGGAGUGGGAGGAAAAACUCACGGAGGCAAAAGAACAAGCAGAAACUUUCAAACGAAAAUACAACAACGUCAAGGAAGGCAAGGAUUUGUCACUCAUGGAGGACGCGCGAAGCAUGAUGUCUCAGAAAUUCAGCCAGAGCGUCGACACGAACGAGGGCGAGUCGUCGACGCUGAGGUCGUCGUCCUUUCGAUCCACCACCAGCCGACCGGAAUUCAAGCGCGCCACGGAAUCCGUCGCGUCCAUGGGAAGCAACCUAGCGGCGCACGCCAAGACCCUGGUGGGGUCCUUUGCCUGCGCCGGGAACAACGAGCGCACCGGGCAAGUCCUGUCCUCGGAGCGCGCCACGGAGGAGUGGAGGGACCGGAGAAACGCCAAUGGUGUCGACCACAGCCGACACCCGUCUGCCCCGUACCAGCAGGGGGGUCACCCGGGACUGGAGAUGAGCCACAGCACCAGCUCGCGGUCCUACCGGGACACCCGCCGUGUGGACGUCUAGCCGACGGAACCGGAACCAAUCGAGUGGCGGGGCUUAGGAUGUUGUAUGCACGGGAUCAUAUCGAACGUUAUCUAAUACAAUAAAACUAGACUC
Messenger RNA from Pseudo-nitzschia multistriata, 2820 nucleotides. The record is from the annotation of a GenBank genome assembly. NCBI's taxonomy places the organism in Eukaryota, Bacillariophyta, Bacillariophyceae, Bacillariales, Bacillariaceae.